Molecule: messenger RNA, 910 nt
Organism: Echinops telfairi (small Madagascar hedgehog)
Lineage: Eukaryota; Metazoa; Chordata; Mammalia; Afrosoricida; Tenrecidae
Gene: FAM3B
Product: FAM3 metabolism regulating signaling molecule B
Exons: 9
Coding region: 96-869 (257 amino acids)
Source: RefSeq, a predicted model, not a curated record
CCCCACGCGCGGCCCGCAGGGAAUGGCGUGGCAGACCCUCCUGCCAGGGUGCACGGCCCCGAGACAGAGACCCGAUUUACCCCAUACUGGAGGCUAUGAAGAAAUGUUGUUCUUUGUCCGCGAGGGCUUCAAGACCUCUUGGCUUUCAGCAAACAAGGCUGUAUCAUCUGCUUAUCACAGGCAGUUUGAAGGCAUUGUUCCUUUUAUUCGCCUCCCUGUGUGCCUGGUAUUCUGGGUACCUGCUGGCCGAGCUGAUCCCUGAGGUGCCGCUGUCCAACACUGUGUACAGUAUCUGGAGCUUUGGUGAGAAGCCCAUCCUCAGAGCUCCAGCCCCUAAAAGACAGAAAUGUGACCACUGGACUUCAUGUCCCCCGAACACCUAUGCCUACCGGUUACUCAGUGGAGGUGGACAGGAUAAGUAUGCCCAAAUCUGCUUUGAGGAUGAGCUGGUCAUCGGGGGAGAGACGGGAAAUGUUGCAAGAGGAAUAAAUAUUGCCAUUGUCAACUAUGUAACUGGGAAGGUGACAGAAACAGGAUCUUUUGAUAUGUUUGAAGGUGAUAACUCUGGACCCAUGGUAAAGUUCAUUCAGAGUGCACCACAGAAAUCCCUGCUCUUCAUGGUGACCCACGAUGAUGGCAGCAGCAGGAUGAAGGAUGACGCCAAGGAGGCCCUCAGAGCACUGGGAAGUAAAGAAGUCCAGAACAUGAAAUUCAGGUCAAGUUGGGUAUUUCUUGCUGCAAAGGGCGUUGAACUUCCUACUGGCAUUCAGAGAGAAAAGAUCAACCACUCUGAUGAAAAGAAGAACAGAUACUCUGGCUGGCCCGCAGAGAUACAGAUAGAAGGCUGUAUACCACGAGAGUUGAGCUAACAUUGCACUGCCUCAAUAAACAAACGUUGUGAGGAACAGAA